Molecule: messenger RNA, 600 nt
Organism: Spodoptera litura
Lineage: Eukaryota; Metazoa; Arthropoda; Insecta; Lepidoptera; Noctuidae
Product: oligosaccharyltransferase complex subunit ostc-A
Cellular component (GO): oligosaccharyltransferase complex
Source: RefSeq, a predicted model, not a curated record
AUAAUGCUGUCAUCGACGUCAACAGGCGUUUAACAAAUUUAUCGGUUCUUGUUUCAAUAAAUUCGAAAAAUGGAGGCUUUAUUCGCAAUACCUUUCUCAGUUCUUGAAGUUCCUAAUAUUAAAAUUAAAAAGCCGACAUGGCUACAACCUCCGUCUGCCAUGACAACCUUCUCUUUCGUGCUUCUUUCAUACUUUUUAGUGACCGGAGGUAUUAUAUACGACGUGAUUGUGGAGCCUCCGAGCGUGGGUUCAACGACCGACGAACAUGGGCACAGUAGGCCGGUCGCCUUUAUGCCUAAUCGAGUGAACGGACAAUAUAUUAUGGAAGGAUUGGCUUCCAGUUUCCUCUUCUCGCUCGGUGGCCUUGGAUUCAUCAUCCUGGAUCGCACACACAACCCCUCCACUCCCAAAUUGAACAGGAUCUUGUUAAUCUCAGUAGCCUUCCUAUGUAUUCUUGUAUCUUUCUUUACAACUUGGAUAUUCAUGAGGAUGAAGCUGCCAGGAUAUUUACAGAACUGAUUGUUUACUAAUAUAUAGUAAGCGAGUCAUGUUUUUAUUUUAAAUAAGUUUAAUAAAUUUAAUAAAUAUUUUUUACAUUUA